Molecule: messenger RNA, 1179 nt
Organism: Micropterus salmoides (largemouth bass)
Lineage: Eukaryota; Metazoa; Chordata; Actinopteri; Centrarchiformes; Centrarchidae
Gene: tnni1a
Product: troponin I type 1a (skeletal, slow)
Exons: 8
Coding region: 146-712 (188 amino acids)
Biological process (GO): muscle contraction
Cellular component (GO): troponin complex
Source: RefSeq, a predicted model, not a curated record
CCACUAACAAAAUAGAUAGAGAGAGUGAGACAAUGGGAGGUGCAGUUAAAUAGAGGGACGACAAAGUCAAUCUGUCCAUCCUGCCUCUGCUGUUGUCACAUCUUUCUCACUCCUGCUUCUGACUCUGUGAGAUCUCAUCAACAGGAUGCCUGAGCAUGUGCAAGAGAGGAAACCAAAGAUCUCGGCUUCAAGGAAGCUGAUGCUCAAGAGUCUGAUGGUGGCAAAGGCCAAGGAGGAACUAGAACAGGAGGUCCUGGUUAAAGAGGAGGAGAAACAGAAGUAUCUGGCAGAGAGAGCUCCUCCUCUGAACACCAGCGGCCUGAGCCUUGCGCAGCUACAGGACCUCUGCCGUGAGCUCCAUGUCAAGAUAGAUGUGGUGGAUGAGGAGCGAUAUGACAUUGAAGCCAAAGUCAUGCUCAACACACGUGAGAUUAAAGACCUGAACAUCAAGGUGUUGGACCUCAGGGGGAAAUUCAAGAGGCCUAAUCUUCGACGAGUUCGUGUGUCUGCUGACGCCAUCCUUCGCUCGCUGCUGGGCUCCAAGCACAAAGUCUCCAUGGACCUCCGGGCAAACCUCAAAUCUGUCAAGAAAGAGGACACUGAGAAGAAGAGGCCAGUGGAGGACAGCGACUGGAGGAAGAAUGUGGAGGCCAUGUCAGGGAUGGAGGGAAGGAAGAAGAUGUUUGAUGCUGCUAAGGGUCCUGCCCAGUGAAUCGGUUUUGUUUUCCUGUUUUGUUUUGGUAGCUUCUGCCUGUCUGUGUAAUGCUGUCAUUCUUGCGUAUGCUCCUGCCGUAGAGGUGAGAAGAUGCCCCCAGUCUCCCAAAAGGUUUUCUCCACUUUCCUUAACAACUGAUCUGUUUGUUGUUCGUUGAUAUGGUGUUAAACAUGACUUUAUCUAUGUGUAUCGUUCUAUAAAUAUUUGCAGAACAAUGGCAAAAAAAUGAAGCUUAUAUCACUAGGAGACAAAUGUGGAUAGUGUUGUAACUUAAUCAGCAGGCCAAGUGAUAGUGUAGCCAGUAAUAAUAUGAACCUGGUCAAUUAAACUGCAUCUUUGAUGUUCUUGCUCGCUGAUGAACUGUAAGCAUGGCCUGUGGUUUUGUGAACUGUAAGAGAAUGAUAUUUGCACUUCAUCCACUGAAUUUACAUGAAUUUCAACAAAGCAAUAAAAGGUUAAAUUAA